AAAGUCCGGUCUUGAUCGAACAAGAGCUUUGGCAAGACCUUCCCAAUCUCGAGUUCCUCGGAGGUUCUGCACAAUGGAUGGUCAUUGUCGACAGCCCACCUUUUGACCAUCCACUUGUUCAGCUGGCCCUUGACGACUUUGUAUCUUCGGACAACAUUAGACUUUAUUCUCCAGCUGAAGAAAUGAUCAAGAAAGUUCCAAACCUGCGACGAUUCGGUAUGGCAGUGCCCCAUCCAAACUCUGAAGACAAGGACGGCAGAGUAGAGUUGGAUGGUUCAUACACGCUCGGACCACGGCACACUCAAUUGACCACCUAG
Acaulospora colombiana is the source of this 317-nucleotide messenger RNA. Lineage: Eukaryota; Fungi; Glomeromycota; Glomeromycetes; Diversisporales; Acaulosporaceae. The record is from the annotation of a GenBank genome assembly.